Pediculus humanus corporis (human body louse) is the source of this 3834-nucleotide messenger RNA. Its product is annotated as myosin heavy chain 95F, putative. Gene Ontology annotation, molecular function: ATP binding; actin filament binding; microfilament motor activity. The transcript has 21 exons. The record is from RefSeq and is a predicted model, not a curated record. Lineage: Eukaryota; Metazoa; Arthropoda; Insecta; Psocodea; Pediculidae. Gene Ontology annotation, biological process: vesicle transport along actin filament; endocytosis; actin filament organization. Gene Ontology annotation, cellular component: cytoplasm; actin cytoskeleton; myosin complex. The coding region runs from base 1 to 3834 and encodes 1277 amino acids.
AUGAUUCGAUUCGAAAUUUCAAAUGGAUUCGUGUCAGUUUCAAAAAGAAAAAUUAUAAAGGAGUUUAUUAAAUUAAAACAAAAUAUGGAAAGUCACCGUGUCUGGCUUCCUGAUCCCCAAGAGGGAUUCAUCCUGGGGAAAGUGGUCGACAUCGGUUUGGGAGAAGUCAUGGUCGAACCUUUGGAUCCUAAAAAAAAAAAAGUCGUCUGCUCGUUGGAUAGAACGUAUACGGCCGAGGAUUACGACAAUAAGGAUGUCGACGAUAAUUGUGCUUUGAUGUUUUUAAACGAAGCAACUUUAUUAAAUAAUAUUAGAAUACGUUAUGGAAAAGAUAAAAUAUACACUUACGUGGCAAAUAUAUUGAUAGCAGUUAAUCCAUAUUUUGAAAUAAAAGAUCUCUAUUCGUCAUCAACGAUAAAAAAAUAUCAGGGAAAAUCUUUGGGAGUUUUACCACCCCACGUAUUCGCCAUAGCGGAUAAAUCCUUUCGUGAUAUGAAAAGUUUAAAACAAUCACAAUCGAUAAUUGUUUCCGGUGAAUCCGGUGCUGGGAAAACGGAAUCGACAAAAUAUUUAUUGAGAUAUUUAUGCGAAUUGUGGGGUUCGACGGCUGGUCCAGUCGAACAAAAAAUUUUAGAUGCCAAUCCCGUUUUGGAAGCUUUCGGUAAUGCGAAAACGACACGUAAUAACAACAGUAGUCGUUUUGGAAAAUUCAUGGAAGUUCAUUUCGAUGGUAAAUAUCAAGUCGUCGGUGGUUUCAUAUCGCAUUAUUUACUGGAAAAAUCCAGGAUUUGCGUUCAGAGUUCGGAGGAAAGGAAUUAUCACGUUUUUUAUUUGCUUUGUGCGGGAGCACCGGAAAAACUUCGCAGGGAUUUAAACAUAACGAAUCCCGAUGAUUUUCGCUAUUUGAAUAAGGGUUGCACUCAAUAUUUUUCAAAUCCGUCAACGGAAAAAAUGUUAAACGUUAGUCAAAAAAGUGAAUGUCAUGGGAGAAGGGGCGGACUCAAAGAUCCCAUGUUGGAUGAUUUUAAAGAUUUUUCAUCGAUGGAUCAAGCACUUUCCAGGCUAGGUUUAACCGAUCAAAAUAAAUUGGAAAUAUAUACGAUCGUCGCGGCUGUUUUACAUUUGGGAAACGUCGAUUUCGAAGACAAUCCUCAGGAUUCGAAAGGAGGAUGUCAGGUGUGUCCCAAAUCGGAAAAAUCCUUAGCAACGGCUGCGACAUUAAUGGGAGUCGAUAAGGGUGAAUUGAGACAAGCACUCGUUUCGAAAGUUAUGAUGACAAGUAGGGGAGGAAUGAAAGGAACGGUCAUAAUGGUACCUUUAAAAGUUUACGAAGCAAACAGUGCGAGGGAUGCUUUGGCCAAAGCUUUGUACAGCAAUUUAUUCGAUCACAUCGUGAGAUCAAUUAAUAAAAGCAUUCCAUUUAAAGUUUCCAGUUAUUACAUUGGAGUUUUAGACAUUGCCGGAUUCGAAUAUUUCACGGUGAAUAGUUUCGAACAAUUUUGCAUAAAUUAUUGCAACGAAAAAUUACAACAAUUUUUCAAUCAACGAAUUUUAAAAGACGAACAAGAGCUUUACAAGAAAGAAGGAUUGAACGUUGAUAAAAUAGAAUUUGUUGAUAAUCAAGAUUGCAUCGAUUUGAUCGAAACAAAGGUCAAUGGAAUAUUCAACCUUUUGGACGAAGAAUCGAAACUUCCCAAGCCAAAUCCGGCUCAUUUCACGACGGAAGUACAUCGUGCUUGGAACGGUCAUUUCCGACUCGGAUUACCACGUACGUCGAGAUUGAAAGCUCAUAGGGAAAUUCGUGACGAUGAGGGUUUUCUCGUCAGGCAUUUUGCCGGAGCCGUUUGCUAUCAAACGAGUCAAUUCAUAGAGAAAAAUAACGACGCACUCCACACGUCUCUCGAGUGUUUAGUACAAGAAAGUAGAAAUAAAUUCCUUCAAAGUUUGUUUCCGGUAAAUAAUAAUUCACAACAAAAGGGUGGUAAAUUGGCUUUCGAUAGCGUGGGUUUAAAAUUUAAAACUCAACUCGGUGAACUCAUGGAUAAGCUCGAAAGCACGGGCACGAGUUUCGUGAGAUGUAUAAAACCCAAUCAAAAAAUGAUUGAUCAUGAAUUCGAAGGAGCCAACAUUCUAUCGCAGCUUCAAUGUUCUGGAAUGACGUCAGUUUUAGAAUUAAUGCAAAUGGGUUAUCCGUCGAGAGCCGUUUUUUCUGAUUUGUACAACAUGUAUCAGAAAUACAUGACGGAUGAUUUGAAAAAAUUAGAUCAUAGAUUGUUUUGUAAAGUACUCCUUCACGCUAUGGGAAUGAGCGAAAAAGAUUACAGUUUCGGUAUAACGAAAGUAUUUUUCAGACCUGGAAAAUUUGCCGAAUUCGACAUGAUAAUGAAAUCCGAUCCGGAAAAUUUGAAAAAAAUACUCUAUAAAGUUAAAAAAUGGUUGAUUAUUCACAGGUGGAAAAUUGCUCAAUGGUGUGCUUUGUCCGUUAUAAAACUGAAAAACAAAAUAGGUUACAGAAGGGAAAAUUUAAUAACCAUACAGAAAAAUAUAAGAAUGUUUUUAAUGAAAAAAAAACACGGACCGCGUUACAAAACAAUUAUGAAAACGAAAGGUAUUGAAUCCAUGCUUACGGAAAUGGAAACGAUGGCUCGACAACUUAAAAACAAUAACAAAAACGUUACGGAAACGGAAAUUAAAAAUUUAAAAACGGAAAUCGCGUCGACAUGUUUGAAAAUUAAGUCGAAUCCAUCGAUAAAACCGGAAGUGUUGGACGAAACGUACAACAGUUUAUUAAAUCGUGCUAAAAAUCUAUUGGGAACGUUACAGAGCAUGUUAGUAGAACAGAAAAAAGCAGAAGAACAGGAAAAACUAAGGAAAAUACAAGAGGAAAUUGAAAAGGAAAGACUUAGAAAAUUAGAAGAGGAAAAAUUGAAAAAAGAAAACGAAGAACAUUUGAAAAAGAAAGCGGAAAUAGAAAACAGGAGAAAAUUAGAAGAGAAAAUGAGAGAAAAAGAUGAAUUAAGUCAAAGGGAAUUGGAAAUACUCAAGGCUGAACAGGAAAAAGAAGAAACUCGUCUUCGUGAACAAAUGGAACAGGAAAGGAGAGAUCACGAAUUAGCAUUAAGAUUAGCAAACGAAUGUAACAGUCAAGUCGAAGAAUUUAAUUCAACGUCUUCUUCGAAAAUGGUAAACGGCGGUGGAAAAAAUUAUACAGGAUCAAACAAACAAUACGAUUUGUCCAAAUGGAAAUACUCGGAAUUAAGGGAUACGAUAAACACGUCUUGCGAUAUAGAAUUACUCGAAGCGUGCAGACACGAAUUUCAUAGACGAUUGAAAGUGUAUCACGCAUGGAAAGCCAAAAAUAAUAAGAAAACAGCUUUAGGACAAAAUGAAAGAGUACCAAAAGUACUAAUGGAAGAAGCGAGUCGAACAACGACGACAAGAUUAAAUAGUAAUAAAGUUUCGGAAUCGUUAAACGGUAAUAAUAAUAAUAAUUCACAAAGGUAUUUUCGCAUACCUUUCGUUCGUCCGAAUAUUCAUAAAACACCAAACGGACCUGAAAAUGGCAUAAUACACAAUCAAACCCUGGGGAAAAAAGGUUGGUGGUAUGCUCAUUUCGACGGACAAUACGUUGCGAGACAAAUGGAAUUACAUCCGGAUAAAACUCCCAUUUUAUUAGUUGCAGGUGUCGACGACAUGCAAAUGUGCGAAUUGAGCCUCGAAGAAACGGGUUUGAAUAGGAAAAAGGGAGCGGAAAUAUUAGAACACGAAUUCGAUAAGGAAUGGAUCAAACACGGUGGUAAACCUUACGUUAGACCAUCACAAAGAAUUAAAUAA